CAGAUUGUUCCAGAAGAACAUCAUUAGCUCUUUUCACGUUAAACCAAAGGCGAGCGUCCCUGUCGCCUCUGAGCUCCGUCUCUUCGACCCUGUACCCUGGACGUCUGAAGGACUGUCGCACAUAUAACAGAUUUCAGCAGUUUUCUUUGAACCUUAUUUUGGACGUUAAACGCUGCGGACGUUUUUUUGACGUCUCUGUCCUCACCGAAUUGUCAAAAUGUUGAGUUUCGCAAGAGGCGUUUCAAUUACUCUACCAACGAAGAGCUGCACCAACAAUGUUUCCUCAUUAAUCAAGAAGGCUUGCUGGAGAGGCUUCCAACCAGAUGCCCUCAGAGCCCUUUCCAGGAGAGACUAUGCGUCUGAAGCCAUUAAGGGUGCAGUCAUCGGCAUUGACCUGGGAACUACCAACUCAUGUGUUGCUGUCAUGGAGGGGAAGCAGGCCAAGGUGUUGGAGAACGCGGAGGGAGCCAGGACAACGCCAUCAGUCAUUGCCUUCACUGCAGAUGGGGAGCGUCUUGCGGGCAUGCCUGCUAAACGCCAGGCUGUUACCAACCCUCAGAACACUCUGUACGCCACCAAGAGACUAAUCGGCCGUCGCUUUGAUGACCCUGAGGUUCAGAAAGACAUGAAGAAUGUGCCAUACAAGAUUGUGCGGGCAUCUAACGGCGAUGCCUGGGUAGAGGCUCAUGGGAAAAUGUACUCGCCCAGCCAGGCUGGAGCCUUUGUUCUCAUUAAGAUGAAGGAGACUGCAGAGAACUACCUGGGAACCAAAGUAAAGAACGCUGUUGUCACUGUCCCAGCCUACUUCAACGAUUCUCAGAGACAGGCCACCAAAGAUGCUGGUCAGAUUUCUGGCCUGAACGUUCUGCGUGUCAUCAAUGAGCCAACUGCAGCUGCUCUGGCCUAUGGCCUGGACAAAACCCAGGACAAAAUCAUUGCUGUAUAUGACCUUGGUGGAGGUACUUUUGAUAUCUCAGUUCUGGAAAUCCAGAAAGGAGUUUUUGAGGUGAAGUCCACCAACGGUGACACCUUCCUGGGAGGAGAGGACUUUGAUCAGCACCUCCUCCAACACAUUGUCAAGGAGUUCAAGAGAGAGACUGGUGUGGACCUGAUGAAGGACAACAUGGCUCUCCAGAGAGUCCGAGAGGCAGCUGAGAAGGCCAAAUGUGAGCUGUCAUCUUCACUGCAGACUGACAUCAACCUUCCCUACCUGACCAUGGAUGCCUCUGGACCCAAACAUCUCAACAUAAAGCUGACCCGCUCACAGUUUGAGGGUAUUGUGGCUGACCUGAUCCGCCGCACCAUAGCUCCCUGUCAGAAGGCCAUGCAGGAUGCAGAAGUGUCCAAGGGAGACAUUGGAGAAGUGCUGCUGGUUGGGGGUAUGACCCGCAUGCCCAAGGUUCAGCAGACUGUUCAGGACCUGUUUGGCCGUGCUCCCAGUAAAUCUGUCAACCCUGAUGAAGCUGUUGCCAUAGGAGCAGCUAUUCAGGGUGGCGUCUUGGCCGGUGAUGUCACUGAUGUGCUCCUUUUGGAUGUGACGCCACUAUCCUUGGGUAUUGAGACUCUGGGCGGAGUCUUUACCAAACUCAUCAACAGAAACACCACAAUACCCACCAAAAAGAGUCAGGUGUUCUCCACAGCAGCUGAUGGACAGACUCAGGUGGAGAUCAAAGUGUGUCAGGGAGAGAGAGAGAUGGCAACAGACAACAAGGUGCUGGGUCAGUUCACUCUGGUGGGAAUCCCCCCCGCCCCACGUGGAGUUCCCCAGAUUGAGGUCACCUUCGAUAUUGAUGCCAAUGGUAUUGUCCACGUCUCCGCCAAGGACAAGGGCACUGGCCGUGAACAACAGAUUGUGAUCCAGUCAUCAGGAGGACUCAAUAAAGAUGAUAUUGAGAAUAUGAUCAAGAAUGCUGAGAAGUAUGCAGAGGAAGACAGGAGGAGGAAGGACCGAGUGGAAGCCGUCAACAUGGCCGAGGGAAUCGUCCACGACACGGAAUCAAAGAUGGAGGAGUUCAAGGACCAGCUUCCUGCUGAUGAGUGCAUCAAACUGAAGGAGGAGAUAUCUAAGGUCAGAAAUCUCCUGGCCAACAAAGACUCGGAAACAGGAGAGAACAUCAAACAGGCAGCCACCAGCCUGCAGCAGGCAUCGCUCAAACUCUUCGAAAUGGCCUACAAGAAGAUGGCAGCAGAGCGAGACGGCAGCAGCAGCGGCAGCAGCAGCUCAAACUCGUCGGAGGGAGAGAAGAAAGAAGGCCAGCAGUAGAGGGAUCCACUCCGUUGUCUCAUGGUUUCCAUGACAACAGAGGACUGUUGGGUUCCGGGGUGGGCUGGGUGGGUAAGGUGGAAUCUGGAGCAACCAGGUGAAUCAUAUUCAUUGUCAUCGUGCUGUAUACCUGCCACAUGGUGUGUGUGUACAUGUCGGGAGAAGGAGGAGGAGUUGACAGAGGUGGUCUUUGUUUUUUUUCUUGGGUACAAUGGUUAUAUUAUUGGAAAAUUAAAGAAUUAAAUAAGCAAUGUUUUUCUAAUAAAAUCUCGAAUGUGA
This is a messenger RNA of Solea solea (common sole), 2542 nucleotides long. RefSeq names its product heat shock protein 9 (gene hspa9). Lineage: Eukaryota; Metazoa; Chordata; Actinopteri; Pleuronectiformes; Soleidae. Gene Ontology annotation, molecular function: ATP binding; ATP hydrolysis activity; misfolded protein binding. Gene Ontology annotation, cellular component: mitochondrion; cytoplasm. The record is from RefSeq and is a predicted model, not a curated record. The transcript has 16 exons. Gene Ontology annotation, biological process: protein refolding; cellular response to unfolded protein. The coding region runs from base 218 to 2263 and encodes 681 amino acids.